Zingiber officinale is the source of this 2861-nucleotide messenger RNA. RefSeq names its product probable linoleate 9S-lipoxygenase 5. Gene Ontology annotation, biological process: lipid oxidation. The transcript has 6 exons. NCBI's taxonomy places the organism in Eukaryota, Viridiplantae, Streptophyta, Magnoliopsida, Zingiberales, Zingiberaceae. The record is from RefSeq and is a predicted model, not a curated record. The coding region runs from base 133 to 2706 and encodes 857 amino acids. Gene Ontology annotation, molecular function: oxidoreductase activity, acting on single donors with incorporation of molecular oxygen, incorporation of two atoms of oxygen; metal ion binding; protein binding.
AAGAGAAGUUCUCAUUGACACGUUCUUCGUCUUCCACCUCCCUCUAUAAAUGCGUGCCUCUGUUUCCAUUCAUGAUCCAUUGUUUGUUUGUUUCCAUCCCCUGCUGUUUCUGAUCAGUUAUCGAUCGAGACGAUGCACAGUGUGCUUGAACACGUGAUCAAAGGCGACGCCGUGGCCGUCGAGGCCACGGUGGUGCUGAUGAGGAAGAACGUGCUUGACUUCAACGACUUCACCGCCACGCUCAUCGACAACGUGCAGGAGCUCCUUGGCCAAAGCAUCUCCUUCCAGCUUGUGAGCGCCACCGUCGGCGACCCAAAGAACGGAAACAGAGGAGUCGUCGGAGAGAAGGCCUACUUGGAAGACUACGUGAGCAAGCUUCCGGCCAUAGCCGCCGGCGAGUCCACCUUCCGUGUGACGUUCAAAUGGGAGGGGAAGCAGGGCAUCCCCGGUGCGGUCAUCGUCGUCAACCGGCACUCUUCGCAGUUCUACCUGAAGAGCAUAACCCUGAAGGAGUUCCCCGGCGAGGGCCGGAUUUACUUCGUCUGCAACUCGUGGGUUUACCCUCGAGACAAGUACAACUACAAGCGCAUCUUCUUCGCUAAUAAGACAUACUUUGCGGCGGAGACGCCAUUGCCACUGAAACCGUACAGAGAAGACGAGCUCAAGAACUUGAGAGGCGAAGAUGUGGCUGGUCCACUUCGAGAAUGGGAUCGAGUUUACGACUACGCUUACUACAACGACCUCGGCGAUCCCGACAGCAAUACAUCUCUCGCUCGGCCGGUCUUGGGCGGCUCCGCCCGUUACCCUUACCCUCGCCGUGGGAAGACGGGCCGGAAGCCCUCCAAGACAGAUCCGGAGACAGAGAGUAGACUGCCGGCGACGAUGAGCUUGGACAUCUACGUGCCCAGGGACGAGCGGUUCGGGCACUUGAAAAUGGCGGACUUCCUCACCUACGCCAUCAAAGCCUUGGGCCAAGCGGUGCUCCCCGUCCUCAAGGCCAUCUGCGACGAGACGCCCAACGAGUUUGACUCCUUUGAAGACGUUUUGAAGCUGUACGAGGGAGGUUUGCCGGUGGUGAACAAGACGCUCAUCGACGAACUAAGGGAACGCAUUCCCUUGGAGAUGAUCAGAGAGUUGUUCCGCACGGAAGACAACCAGAGGUUGCUUAAGCUUCCCCUGCCACAAGUCAUCCAAGAGGACAAGUAUGCUUGGAGAACAGACGAAGAGUUUACUCGGGAAAUGUUGGCCGGAGUGAAUCCGGUAAGCAUUAGACGGCUCGAGGAGUUCCCACCUGUGAGCAAGCUGGACGAGAGAGAGUACGGCGACCACAGGAGCACCAUUACGGCAGCUCAAAUCGAGCACAACCUCGAAGGAUUGAUGAUUGAAGAAGCGCUGGGCCGCAACCGGCUGUUCAUCUUGGACCACCAUGACUCGUUGAUGCCGUAUCUGAACAGGAUCAACUCCACCGCCAACAAGGUCUACGCCACGAGAACUCUGCUGUUCCUGAGAGACGACUCCACGCUGAAGCCGUUGGCGAUCGAGCUGAGCCUGCCGCACCCCGACGGAGAGCAACACGGCGCCGUGAGCAAAGUGUAUACGCCGGCGGACUCCGGCGUCGAAGCAUCCAUUUGGCAGCUCGCCAAAGCUUAUGUCACCGUCGACGACUCUGGCGUCCACCAACUCAUCAGCCACUGGUUGAACACACACGCGACGAUGGAGCCAUUCGUGAUCGCCACCAAUCGCCACCUGAGCGUGCUCCACCCCAUCAACAAGUUGCUCGCGCCCCAUUACCGCGACACCAUGAACAUAAACGCCUUCGCCCGGCAGAUACUCAUCAACGCCGGCGGCAUCCUCGAGCUGACGGUCUUCCCGGCGAAGUACGCGAUGGAGAUGUCGUCGGUGGUUUAUCAGAGCUGGAAUUUCGCCGAGCAGGGUCUUCCUGCCGAUCUCAUCAAGAGGGGAAUCGCGGUUAGGGAUUCAAAUGACGAGAUCGAACUGUUGAUCAAGGAUUACCCUUACGCCGUGGACGGCCUCGCGAUAUGGUCGGCGAUCGAAACGUGGGUGAGAGACUACUGCGCCAUCUACUACCCCAACGACGCGGCGGUGCGUGCCGACGCCGAGCUGCAAGCGUGGUGGAAGGAGGUGCGCGAAGAGGGGCACGGCGACAAGAAGCACGAGCCGUGGUGGCCCAAGAUGGAGACCGUCGCGGAGCUGACGGAGACCUGCACCACCAUUAUCUGGGUGGCCUCUGCCCUCCACGCAGCAGUCAACUUCGGACAGUACCCCUACGCCGGCUACCUCCCCAACCGGCCGACCAUCAGUCGUCGGUUCAUGCCGGAGCGCGGCACGGAGGAGUUCGCAGAGCUGGAGAGGGAUCCGGACAAGGUGUUCCUGAAGACGAUCACCAGCCAGCUGCAGACCAUCCUCGGCGUGUCGCUGAUCGAGAUCCUGUCGACGCAUUCGGCCGACGAGGUGUACCUGGGACAGCGGGACACGGCGGAGUGGACGGCAGAUCGGACGGCGCUUGACGCUUUCAAGAGGUUCGGGGCGGCGCUGAGGGGGAUCGAGGCGGAGAUCGUGGCGAGAAACGGCGAAGGGAGGUUCAAGAACCGGAACGGCCCGGUCAAGGUCCCCUACACGCUGCUGUACCCCACCAGCGGAGUGGGGAUCACCGGGAAGGGCAUCCCGAACAGUGUUUCCAUUUGAUAUUGCUGCUGUUUGCUGUUUGCUGUUUGCUGAUGUUGCUAUUGCAUAGUCGACCACCGUGUCGUAAAUAAAUAAAAACUAUUUGUGUUAAAACUAAAUAUUAAAUUCGAUUAUUUGUUCGUCGUUCGUCAAAAUGCCCAGUCAAAAUUAAACGA